UCAGCAUUCUUCUUGCCAAAAAUGGAUGCAAGGUGAUUGCAGCUGCUCGGCGUCUGGACUUGCUGAUUUCGGUUUGUGAUCUCAUUAAUGCUCAGUAUUCUGAAACUCCUCGAGCUGUCGCGCUGGAGCUCGAUGUGACGGCCGAACCUCAAGCUGUUGAGGCAGCAAUACAAAAGGCUUGGUCAGCCUUUGGCCAGAUCGAUGUUUUAAUCAACAACGCUGGUCUCCGAGGUAGCGCAAGUUCUGCAAUGAAAAUAACAAAAGAGCAAUGGGAGCAUGUCUUAAAAGUAAAUUUAUACGGAGCUUGGAUAUGUUCAAAAUACGUAGCUCUGCAGAUGAAAGCGUCCAAAGUAGAAGGAUCCAUCAUCAAUAUAUCAAGUAUAUCUGGACUAAGCAGGGUCCAAAGCACAGGAAGUGUUGCAUAUAGUUCAUCCAAAGCAGGGAUGCAUGCCCUGACCAGCGUAAUGGCACUUGAGUUGGGGGCAUAUAACAUUAGGGUGAACACAAUAGCGCCAUCUAUUUUCCGUUCAGAAAUAACAGAGGAGCUUCUUAAUCAGAAGUGGUUUUUGGGGGUAGUCAACAAAAUUGUGCCACUGCCAUAUCAUAAAUCCACGAUUGAAACGGCCUUUCUACCACUGAUCCAAUACUUGAUUGACGACUCUUCUAAAUAUGUUACAGGCAACAUUUUCAUAGUAGAUGGUGGUAGUAGUCUUGCCGGUGUUCCCCUCUACUCCUCCCUUUGAAUAAAUUUACUUUCUUUGUAAUAAACAACUGUACUCGUCCUGUUGAGGGUUAUCACUAAUUUUUGGUGGUAGAAUCCUUGCUGAGGAUGUUGGUAAUACUGUAUGUAAUUUGAUGGACGGAUCAAUGGAUCAGUUUUACCAUUGUUAAGCUAGAUAGAGCUUCCCUUUCUAUGUGUCGUCGAAGGCAAUUAGGUGCUUCCUCCGUGUGUUGGACUAUGGUGUAUUUGCUCUGGACUCCGAUCACUAUAAUAAAAAUUCAUACCACUACACUUAAAUCAUCAUUUUUAUAUAUCA
Messenger RNA from Daucus carota subsp. sativus, 1037 nucleotides. Its product is annotated as 3-oxoacyl-[acyl-carrier-protein] reductase, chloroplastic-like. Bases 249 to 743 code for a protein of 164 amino acids. Gene Ontology annotation, molecular function: oxidoreductase activity. The transcript is spliced from 2 exons. The record is from RefSeq and is a predicted model, not a curated record. NCBI's taxonomy places the organism in Eukaryota, Viridiplantae, Streptophyta, Magnoliopsida, Apiales, Apiaceae.